GGUUUCUUAAAUGUUGUAUGUAUACUGAAGUGCACACUUUGUUAUCAAAGUAUAUAGCGACCACCAAUUUAACUGACUUAGGGCUCUGUUUUUGAAUUCAUAUCCAUGUUUUCCAUUUUCCACUGACCUGCCUGCAUCUGAAGAUAAAAUGAGCUGCUUUGGUUCAUUUCAUAGACAAUUGGGAUCAAUAAAGUUUUUUUUUGUUUUUUGUUUUUUUUUUUUUUUUUCUUUUUUUGUACUCAUACGACAGCUCUGUGCUUCAGGCUGCUUUCCCAAUAAAGUUGCAUUUUUCAUUCUGAUGUUGAAACGAACGUGAACUGUAGUCUGCUCUGGAAAUAAAUUAAUUCUCACUAGAGCAACAAAUAAAGCAACAGUAAAAUAUGGAUGACCAAGAGCAACAAUGAACUUCUGCUUUUAAAGAACUGGAAAAGUAUUAGGAUAUUAAAGUGUGGAUUUCUCUGAGCUGCUCCUGUCUCAAGUACGGGUUUGUAUUAAAAUUACCCAGCAACUGUCAGUGUUUCUGCCUGUGCUGAAGCUGUUUUCUUGAUCCUAGAGGAAGAGAUAAUGGUGGCAUAGAACAUAAAUAUGAAACUGAGGAGGAACUUCUUUACUUCAGGGGUGACAGAGUACUGGAACAAGUUGUCUGAAGAAGUGGUGGAGUCGUCUUCUCUGGAGAUGUUCAGAACUCCCCUGAGAGCUUUCCUGUGAAACCUACUGUAGGGAGCCUGCUUUGAAAGGGGGGUUAGUCUGAAUAACCUGUAGAAGUCCUUGCCAACCCUGUGAUUCUUUGAAGUUACAACCUCCUUUUUCUACUCAGCACAUACUGUCAGAGUAAGAGAUGCUUCAGUCUUCAAACUCCUUUACUCACAAGGACUGCUUACCUCCUGACUACCUAGUCUUGUAACAAAAAAGCCAUGGGUCUGGGUUCUUGUUUCCAGCCUGCCCCCAGGCAGGGCAAUAUAGUUCAAAUUCAGAUCAGCAGCACUAGACUAAUCUGAAAUACAGAUUUUUUUUUUUUAAUUUUUUAAAUUUAAAUUAAAAAUUACAUUUCACCAACAAGGAACCUGGACCCUGUAUCCAAAGACCCUGUGCAAGAGUCUGAAGUUUAUCUUGUAGCAUAUUGCAGCAAAUGUUUUACCCCAUAAUAAAGUAAACCUGAAUGAUACGCUGCUAAUAGCAUUAAUGAGAAGGUCAGUAUGCUGCUGGGAGUGGCAUUUUAUAAGAAAGAACAAAACAUGAUGUUGGUUUAAAAGAAAAUGAGAGUGACAACUAUUACUUCUCCACUUUUGGAAUCUAGCAGAUAAUGUCUUAUUUGAAAAUGGACAAGUUAAUUUAUGUUUGUGGGGAAAAAGAAUUUCCCACAGGUGUCAGUGCAUAGUUAGUCCUACUUUUAACUAGGAGAGUGGUCUUUAAAAGUAGCCGGAAACAAGGUUUUUCCUCACUCUCUCCUCCUGUCCAAGUCUGUCACCUACAGAUGUGUCUCUGUUAAAGGAAGUUAACUGAAAAUGGGAAAUUGCACACACAGGUCUAUGGCAGCAAAAAGACAUCGAAAAAACAACCCCUCAAUAGGAGGAAUGCUGAGUUUCUAAACACAAAUGGGUAGUUCUUGCAAUACCACUCAUUCAUACACAAAGUAUGCAGAAUUAGGUGAAGGCACGCUUCAGUAUAGUAUAGAUUCUGCAUGCUGUAUUUAUCCUUGUCUUGCUCUGCUGUGGCAAAGAAGAUGUGCAUGUAUGUGCACUCAGUUCCUUGUUGCUGUGCAGUGUGAUGUCUUUGUAUAUGAAAAAGCACUUUGAAAGAGGGUUUGCAAGGUUAAAUUUGGUAUGAAAUCAAGGAUAGGAGGAAGAGGACAAAAUAUGAUGGAAUAUGGUAUAAUAUGGUAUAAUAUGGUAUAAUUCCCAGAAAGUUUAAAGAUUUUACCUGUACACUUGCAUAGUUAUUACUUGUCUUUCUGAUACACAUAACUAACUAGGGAACUGAAACUAGGUUAGGCACGCCAAUGAACAGAAUGAUUAGGGGAGAGUUUAGAACUAAAACUGUGUAGCACCACUAAUGUCACCUCUCGGUUUUUAUGUUGCUGUUGUUAAAAUAAGCUGCUUAAAUUCCUUCAGUGCCUAAUGGCUGACUUUGGGGAGUUUUAUUAGUUACAUUGUAGAAAAGCAGUUGUUUUGGGUUGGAUUCAUCUGGGUUAACGGAGAUGAAUCAUCCAAAGUCAACAAAGGGUUUUCAGUAAUGAGCUCUGCAUGGACUCAUGGGCGUUGGCAAGCAACAGGAAUCCAGCUUUUGCAGCACUUAAGAUAUUUGAGAAACUAAUUGCCAGGCUUGCUUAAUACUUGGUGUAAAAUGGUGGUGUCCUGUUCUGGCAGUAUGUGUGGCAGCAAAACACUCUUUGAUGUGACAUUUGCAGAGCUCAGUUUAGAUAUGAAGUGAGUCAUGUGGUGUGUUGGCACACUAGAAUGGAUGCUAUUUCAGGUGUCAUUUUCUUAGUGAGUUUCUUCUAAACAGAGCAGAUCAUUAUGAGAAGUUGCCCACUCAGUAAUAAUUCAGGCCUUUGCUUUUAGGAACAACAAAAAAAAAGAAAACAUUUUGACUUACUAAAUGAAUUGUGAGUCUAGUAAUAAAAAUCAAUCCUGGGUUCUGAUGUGCCUGCUUUUAAUUCAGCUGUUUUCCAUUACCGGAAGGAGCGGUACUGAUACCACAUCUGUGAGUGUGCUGGAGAAGGUUUGUCACUGGUUCCAGUUAGAGGGGGGGGCUUGAAAAUGUGCCCCUGGUGAUCAGGGAAUAAAGAGGAAAUAUGGGAAGAGCUUCAGUGUAACAUCUGAAGGCUUUAAAGUGAAUCUCUUGGGAGAAAAAAAGUGAGAAAAGGAGAGUCACAGCAGAAAAUGGAUAGAAAAUAAAAUGGUGCAGUUGUGUGAGUGCCACCAUGCCCAUUUCCUUGGGAAAUAUAUAAAAAAUGACAUCGUUGAUUCUAAAAGAUCCCCCCCUUUUUUUUUUCUGUAAUGUUGAACUUCCUAUUAAGUAAACCUUAAGCUUGAUCUUUAAUUACUUUUCUGAUAACUUACUAGGGCAAGAGAAGAAGAUAUGUGUUGUGCUUUGACAUUCAAACAGCUCUGGCUCUGCUGUACUGGAAUGGAUGCUUAGUUGCAUGGGGCUGUCAGAACAAUGACAAAUAAAAAUGAGGAAAGUGCCUGGCUCCUGCUUCCCACAGUGCAGAGCCACAGAUGCAUUUCAGAAAGCAGCCAGACCUCUUGUCAUGUACUUAGGUCAGAUCUGUAGCCAUACAUGCUCAAAUGUAAGUUCAGAAUAAAACUUUGCACAAUAGCAGGAUUUAUCUCAUCAAACAGUUCAUCAUUCUGCUGAAAAUAAUAAAGAAAUGUGAUUAUAUCUGCCUGGCAGUUUCUAGCUGGUGUUGCUUGGACUUCUGUGUGCCCUGUGUUGUGCUCAAAACUCAGGUUAGUGUUUCUGAAGGGAUACCUCAUGUCAGCAGCCAGUGCUGGGCUCCAUGUGAGCUCUCAUGUGCAGUCAAGUGUUGAAGGGACCUCUGUUUCCUUUAGAUUUGUGUUGCUACAAUUUUCUAAUAGUAAUAGCUUAGGCCAAUAUCUGUGUGAACUUUGAGGCAAUGUGGACUUUCUGUGCAGAUGUUUGACAUCUGUCAAACAGCCCAUGUAAGGUCAAAUUAUCGCUACAGUAAUGAUGAACCAUUUGCCUCAUGCUGCAGAACAGCUGCACAGGAAUCUAUUUCAACAAGAGGAGUGUUUCUAAGCGGUCACUAGGAAGUGAGAUUUUUUUAAUGUUCCUUCCUGAGUCUAACUUGUAGACGUAUUUAAUUAGGGAGAUCGUUAAGGAGGACCUUUGAGAAGGGAAACUGCUACUUAAAGACAUGUUUAGAAAGGAUAGGUAGUUUAGGCAGCAGAAUUUGUCUGUUCUUCUACCUACAAUUAAGCAGCGGAGUCAUAUGAAGUGACUGAAUCAAACAGGAGGUCAGAAUACUUUUUGUAUUUUAAACCUUGUAAUCUUUUGUUAGCUUAGAAGAGCAAAACUUCUAGUAUUCUUGAGAGAUGGCUUUAGAAACAUGUGGAAGCUGUUUGAGCUGUCUGCUGGUCCCUCUUGCACUUUGGAGCAUUGUUGUUAAUGUCCUUUUAUAUUUCCCUAAUGGGAAUGCUUCAUAUGUUGCUAGUUACCAGCAUCCCAACUAUGUGUGGUAUUUUGAAGGCAUCUGUUUCUCAGGUGUGAUGAUUCUUCUGUUGGCAAUAAUUCUCAUAGCACUGGAGUGUAAUGCAUUCUAUCGGUGCUGCCGAAGUGAGAGUUGUAACAAAACCUACAGAAGUUUUAUUUCAAUUGUGCUAGCCAUGCUUGGAGUUGCUUUCUCUGGAUACAGUUGCAUCAUUUUUACCUUGGGAUUGAUCCAAGGCCCUUUCUGCAAUUCAUCCAAUGGAUGGGAUUACAUCUUCAAAGAUACUGUUGGAGGAUACCUCACAGAUUACUCUGCUUGGUCUCAAUGUGCUGAACCUGCUAAUGCUGUGGAAUGGACCAUCAUUUUACUCUCUAUUCUGAUGACUCUUAGUGGACUGCAGUUGAUCAUCUGUUUUCUUAAAGUGGCUGCUGAGCUGAAACGUACACUGUGUGGGACCUAUUCUGUUUUUAUUCAGGCUGGGAUUCUCUGAAAACGGCAAAACGCUGAACCACUGUUUUCCUAAAGAAAACACUGUUUUCCUACCUGUCUAGUUGUCUCUGGCAGUGACUUUUUUUAACCCUCCAGCUUGGGUCUGAACCCUCAGGGAGGUCUGAAUACUGCGGAACUCCUUUUGUAGUAAAACCAUCUUUUUGGAAUAAACUGCUGUAUUUAUAGUACCCUCUUUUUGUUUAGAAAAUGAGAGUAUUUGUUCUGAAAGGGCCUGAUUCAAACCCUAGCAUGUCAAGAAAAAUUCUCCCUUGAGAAUUAAUGUGCUGGACGAAGCCAUGGUUUCUACAUGACUGAAUUUCAGUUACAGACAGAGCACGAUAGUCAUGAGAGGCAGAAGCUCAUGCUGCAUUUUUUGUCCUAGAAGCUUAUUAACUGUACAAAGCAAUUUAUGGAAAAAAAGUCUAGCAAGUCUUACCAAGGUAAGGCAUCUAGGCCUGAUUGAAGAUGAGAAAUGCAUCUUCAAAGUCAGCUAUACUAGUUCGUGUGCUUUAAUAGGUGCCUUGGGAUUCUUUUUUACUCAAGAGGCAGGCUUUUUUUUUCUUUUUUUUUUUUUCUUUUAAUCGAGUAUUAUGAGAAUUUUGGAAAUAUGAGGAAACCCUGUGAAUAUCGAGUGCUAGCUUGUUAAUACUUGUAAGUAUCCUGACUUUGCUGCAGGAGAAGGCUGAUAUUCUUGCCGAUAUCUUGCCAAUAACAUUCAGAAUUUCAGUAAUUUAAUUCUGUUUCAAGACAAUUCUGAGAUUUUUGUAUUGAUAUUCCUCUGGCAGAUAUUUUGAAAAGCUGGUUUCUUUCUUCAGGAAUUAAGUAAUGUAUAUUAAAUUUUAAUUUAGUUUAUAUGAAGUUGAAAGAAGUAAUAAAAAGUUACUGAUGUUUA
This is a messenger RNA of Lagopus muta (rock ptarmigan), 5555 nucleotides long. Its product is annotated as transmembrane 4 L6 family member 18-like. The record is from RefSeq and is a predicted model, not a curated record. Bases 4059 to 4664 code for a protein of 201 amino acids. Gene Ontology annotation, cellular component: membrane. The transcript has 5 exons. NCBI's taxonomy places the organism in Eukaryota, Metazoa, Chordata, Aves, Galliformes, Phasianidae.